UUCAGUUUUCGUGUCUGACCGUGGACUGAGUGCCGUCGUGAAAAGGUAGCGAACAGCUUUAUUCGGUGUCUAAUUCCAGAGCCAAAAACUGCGUAAAAGGGGUUGGUUAGCCCAACGGCCCAGAGACUGAUUUCCCCAUAAAUCGCCUCCGCAAGAUAUUUUCAAGCAUGAGAAUCGAUUAUCUAUAAAAAUUAGGAAAGAUACCCAAGUCUUGGUUUCAAAUGGCACCCAAAUUUAUGCUGUUGUCGGAGCGAAUAUAAUCCGAGUCCUUUCCAGUUACAACCGAUUAAUGUCCAGAGGGGAGUGAAAGCGAAAUUGGUGUCCUAGCCGAUAUCGUGCGAGAUUGAAUAGAUAAAGUGGUCCAUGGAGUUGGUCUAAUAUUAGUCGAGUUUCGAAGUGCCGGUAGAGAUUAAUUAACAGUGCAUUAGUGGAAAGGAAUUUCGAUCAAGUCAACAAGUGCCGGUACAGUCUAUCUAUGUGCGCUCGUUUGGGUGCGUCGUAAAAUGGAGGACGAUCGCGACGAGUCGGCGUCAAUUGGUUGCAUGGGAAAAUUUGCAAUGUUCUUUCGUCACACCUCAAAGGUGUCCAUAAAUAAUACAUCCACAGUUGAUGCCUCAUCGCCGAGCACUAAAAAGCGCGGCUACAAGAGGAAUCGUGGCACGAAUAAUAUAAUAACUGAUAGGAAGAAUUCAAUCUCGAAAAAUAAUAGUAAAAGUGAAUCGUCCCUGAUCGACCUAAAAAAACAGCUCGAAGCGCGAAUGAUAGAGGGAAGUGCGACCGAGGCUACGGGCCCUCAUACGAAAGCGGAUAUUCUCGAUAACAUUGUUUUCUCACAAUCGACAAACAGACGCAACGACAGCGCUGAUAGCGACGAUACAAAGCUCUUAUCAGGCGUGACAGCAACAGGUGAUACAGGCGAUAAGGCAAGUAGAAGUGAUAAAGCAAUCAAUAAUGCCACAAGAGGGACGACUAUCAUCCCACCCACACCCUAUGGAAAUAUUCCGAUAAUUUAUAAUGUCUGCAAUACCAAAACUGUGGGAGGUGAAAAGGAGAAAAAUAUUGAAAUUCGUGACGAUGACUAUGAUAGCAGCGAGGAGGUCUUGCUCAGGAAGCGCGUCUCAAUUUCGAGAUCUGAUAAGGACUUUGCGGACGAAAUGAACGAUUCAGUCCCGCCCCUGCGUAGACCUCGACAAAUGCGAACAUAUGGAAGUGCAAGCGGUACACCUAUCCCCAUUCGGCCUGAUAUCGCCGAAUUGAUUCGAACCUUAGAUCCGGACGCUCUGCGAAUCAACCAACUGAUAUCGGAUGAUAAAGCAAACACUGGAGGUGGUGUGGAAGGUUGGGAUACACAGACGGUAGGAAUAUCGGUACAGGGGUUGGAUAUUCAUUGUAACAAUAAAUCAAGUGACGGUGUCAACCCCAUCACAAAAUCAAGGCCAGCAGGGACCAGCUUAUUUGAAAGGCGGGUGCCGACUGGUGAAAGGCUCAGCUUGUAUAUAGGCGGGAAAACAGACCUCGGGAACGGACAUCGAAAAAAGAAAGAGAAACCUCUUAUGGAUUUAAAGCAUCCAACGGUAUUACCACCCAAUCCUCAACUUAAGGCUUUACUUAUCUUCCAUAAAGCGGAUAGUGUUUGUGAAACAUUUAACAAUGCGUGCCAUAGACAUCAGUUGGAAGUUACACUAGUCAAAACCAAGGAGACCGCCUUGGAGGCAUUUCAGAAUAACACGGCCGGUUCACAUCAUUUGAUAAUUAUUGAUGCAAGAUAUCCGAAAUAUCUCGAUGCUGAAUAUAUUGCCAGAUCGGUGAGGCAUACGCCUGGGUGCCAUUUCACAACUAUUAUUGGAAUCGUUAAGAAAAGUUUUUUCGAAAAAGAUGAAGCUUCCCUCAAUGCAUUACUUGACGCUGGCGUCAAUCGAUGUAUAGUCGAAACGCAAAAUAUUUCAGUAUGUAGUACGGAACUGAAACAAGUUCUACAUUCAAUUGUACGGCCUCAGCAUGUCAUGUCGACACAACAGGCUCUUUACACCGCACUGCAUCGUCUCAAGGAAGUGCUGAUAAUUACCGAUGAUUUGUUAAGAAUACAGUAUGCAAAUAAGUCAGCGGAACGUCUGCUGAAUAUGAGACUGGACGAAGUAAUUAGUCGACCGCUAUCAGAUAUAUUUUUAUCGGAUUUAUCUUCACUCAAAAACCGGAGAGACUUUGAUGGAAUUUUGACGGUGAAACGAAAAGGACAUGAUGGCAUUGCCAUGCAUGUUCGAGGUGUACCUGUAGCCUGUAUUGGUCGAGCACCAACACACUAUGUACUGAAUUUCGAUGUUCCUGGUGGACAGGCCGAUUUCAUUGCAUCUCUCCCGCAACCUAAAGAAGCUCCUCGAGGUUCAUUACAUUCAAUACGAAGAGGCAGCUUCGAUGUUCGAUCAGUAGCGUCAGAUGGACUUCGGAGAACAAGUCUCGCCAAACUAACAUCUUUACCAUUAGAAGCUCCGAUAACAAAAGUAGUCAAUCUUCUCUCACAAGUACAAGAGAACUGCUCACAGGAAGAGGCUAGACUGAUAGAUAAAGUUUUAGAAUUCUUAAAACGAGAAGGAUUGUAUAGCCCGCAAAUGAAGGAGAUUAAAACUGAGGAUCCUAUAGCGACUGAUUUGAUUGGUGCUUUACUAACGCAGGGGCCGACAAAUUUAUACUCCUCUAGACGUAGUUCAAAUGAUUCAAUUAUGCGAGUAUCAACCAGCCGAGCUUCUGGAAUAUUACCAGCUAAAAUGAAGGCCAAUUCUCAAAUUAUGGCAAUGCUUGAAGAAUCUCUAGACUGGGACUUUGACAUAUUAAAAUUAGAAGAAAUCACUGAAAAACGACCCUUACUCUAUCUUGGCAUGGAAAUGUUUCGACGUUUCGAUGUCUUUGCCACCUUCAACACGGAUGAGAAUACAUUCAAAACCUGGUUGGCCGUUAUGGAAGCUCACUACUUUGCCCAAAAUUCGUAUCACAAUAGUACCCAUGCAGCCGAUGUAAUGCAGGCAACUGGAGUUUUUCUACAUCAAUUAGCUGAAAAGAAUUUAGCGAUGGACCGAAUGGACGAAGCAACGGCCUUAAUAGCAGCAGCAACCCAUGACAUUGACCACCCUGGCCGCUCCUCGGCAUUCCUAUGCAAUUCUGAUAGUCCGUUGGCUAUUCUUUAUAAUGAUCUAUGCGUGCUUGAAUCCCAUCAUGCAGCAACAACGUUCAAAUUAACUUUAGGCGAUGACAAAAUCAACAUAUUUAAAAAUUUAGAUAGGGAAACAUACAAAGUGGCCAGAAGUGUUAUAAUCGAUAUGAUUUUGGCAACUGAAAUGACUCGACACUUCGAACAUUUAGCUAAAUUCGUUAGCGUAUUUGGCACCGAUGAACCAAGAGAUCAGCUCGCUCAGAGUGAGGACGAUAAUCAAAUUCUGAUCAGACGCAUGCUCAUCAAAUGUGCUGAUGUUAGCAAUCCAGCCAGACCGCUUCCAUACUGUGUCGAAUGGGCUCGCAGGAUCGCUGAGGAGUAUUUCACUCAGACUGACGAGGAAAAGGCGAGAAGUCUCCCAAUUGUGAUGCCAAUGUUCGACCGCGCCACGUGCAGUAUAUCAAAGAGUCAGAUAGGAUUCAUUGAGUAUAUAAUCCAGGACAUGAUGCAUGCUUGGGACAGUUUCAUAGACAUGCCCCAACUAAUUCACCACAUGCAGUACAACUAUUCGCAAUGGAAAAAGUACGAAGAACAGGGAAUUCACACGCUGGCCGAUAUUAAGAAUAAGCAAACUACUCUGAAUGCCAAAAAAUCCAUAGCAAAAUAACAAAUAGCCUUCACAAAACUACUACUCAGGAUCUUUUGAUGCCAUAAACCUUACCGGAAACCAUCUCCAUUGAACGGUUAUAUGUACAAGCGCUUGCCAAGGACCAGACCCUUUAUAGCCCAAAUGAGAGAAUCCUCAAAAACCGCAAAAUGAAAUAAAUAAAAAAAUAAAAAUAAAAAAAAAUUGAUGUAUAUCCACGUAAUUGUGCACUUGAACUAACUACCUUCGUUUCCUUCCUGAAACAACGUAAUAGAGAUAACAAAGCUAAAAUCUGCUGCAGUGCUAAAUGAAUUGUGGAACAGGCUCGCCAAGGACUCCGUACUAAUAAAGAGUAAUCAAAUGUGUAUGAAUUGUUGGAUAUUGUGAAGAGGUUUCAAACUACAUAACAUAGAAAGCUGAAACUGAAACAAAUUUAGGACUAAUCUUAACUAAUUUAAACUGUUUUGGUUCAUAGGUAAUUUUCUUGAUUUAACUUAACUUUAUAGUUACAAAAACAUGGCUAUGCUGGACAUACCAUUUGAAAAAGAAAAUUUAGAAACAAUUUACAACUAUAUUCGAUUUAAGAAAUGAUAAAAAAAGGAAUAACUUAAUUAUAUGUAUAUUAUUUAAUAGAUGUUAUGUAAAUACGAUAUAUUUAUCACAUAUCAUGUAGUGUAAUAGUUUAUAUGAGAAAAGUGAAAAGGAUAAUACAGAUAAUGAGAAUGAAAUGUAUACUUAUAAAAUCUCCUCUAAUAAACUUUUGUGUGGAAAGCACAUGGAUUGUUUGCCACAUUCAU
Messenger RNA from Hermetia illucens (black soldier fly), 4588 nucleotides. RefSeq names its product high affinity cAMP-specific and IBMX-insensitive 3',5'-cyclic phosphodiesterase 8 (gene Pde8). Bases 504 to 3812 code for a protein of 1102 amino acids. Gene Ontology annotation, biological process: positive regulation of ERK1 and ERK2 cascade; signal transduction. The record is from RefSeq and is a predicted model, not a curated record. Gene Ontology annotation, molecular function: 3',5'-cyclic-nucleotide phosphodiesterase activity. The transcript is spliced from 16 exons. NCBI's taxonomy places the organism in Eukaryota, Metazoa, Arthropoda, Insecta, Diptera, Stratiomyidae.